AUGGCAGAGAUGGAAAAAGAGGGCAGACCUCCGGAAAAUAAAAGAAGCCGAAAACCAGCUCACCCGGUGAAAAGGGAAAUAAAUGAAGAGAUGAAGAGUUUUGCGGAGAACACCAUGAACGAGCUGCUGGGCUGGUACGGCUAUGACAAGGUGGAGCUGAGAGACUCCGACAACCUGGAGAUCGGGGAGACGCCACAGCACAUCUCUGUCCUCAAAGAAAACAUGUUGCCAAAAAUCCCACCUUCAACAGAGAGCGGCGAAGGCUCUCCGGAUCGAGCCAACAGCUCCCAGUCUUUGCCAGCCUCCAGGAACGGAGUCACAGAGCCCUCCACCACCCCGUCCACCUCCACGCCCAGCACCAAGGAACAUGGCAACCUGCCCAUCAUAGUGCCCAUGAUCCCCCCGCCACUGAUCAAGCCCCCUGCAGAUGAAGAUGCAUCCAACGUGCAGAUCAUGUGCGCCUGGUGCCAGAAGGUCGGCGUCAAACGCUAUUCUCUGAGCAUGGGGAGUGAGCUGAAGAGCUUCUGCAGCGAGAAGUGCUUCGCCGCGUGCCGCAGAGCCUAUUUUAAGAGAAACAAGCUGGGAUAUGUAAGGAACUCCGCUGCGAGAGACGACGAUGGCCUCGGUGGGAAAUUACCCCAGCACAGCUUUACUCAGGACACGCCCAGGCUUGUCUUCAAGACAAACAGCGAUGUGCUUGUGUGUGACUGGUGCAAACAUAUUCGCCACACUAAGGAGUACCUGGACUUUGGUGCUGGUGAACGGAGGCUGCAGUUCUGCAGUGCCAAAUGCCUGAACCAAUAUAAGAUGGACAUUUUCUACAAGGAGACUCAGGCCGCGCUGCCUGGAGCACUGUGCAACCCAGGACAUGGAGCUGGUGGGGAGGGUAAGCUGGAGUGCAGUGGAGGGGUACAGCUCCUUACUCCUGAAUCUUGGGGAACGCCGUUAACGGACCUCCGGCGUAAAGCCCCCUCACCAGGGGGGCCUUCCACCACCUCUGCUUUGGCCCCUUCCAGUUCUUCUGCCACCUCACCCUCGGACACUGCUGCUGUCUGCUCGCCAUCCUCCUCCUCCUCAGCCAAGAUCCCCACACCCAGACCCCACGAGAGCCCCACACUUCCCCCUCCACCUGUUCCCACUCUGCACCCACCUGUCGGGGUUCCCUCUGGUAGCCCUCCCAUGGUGAUGACACCCAGGGGACCUAUGCCCCUGCCUCUGUUCAUGGAGCAUCAAAUGAUGCAGCACAUGCGUCCUCCAUUUCUUCGCCCCUCUCCCCACCCUGCAGGGCCAAAUAGCCCCCUGUCAAACCCCAUUAUUCCUGGUAUUGGUCCACCACCUCCCCCUAGGACCAUUGGUCCAGCAUCGAGCCCCAUGCACAGGCCACUGCUAUCUCCACAUGUCCACCCCUCAUCCAAUCCCAACCCUGGCAUGAUGCCCCCCCACCCUGGUCUCCCCAUGCCAGGUCUGCCCCCUUUCCCCCCAGUCAAUAUGAUGCCCAAUGGACGCAUUCCUCUGCCCCCAAUGAUGAACUUUGGCAUGCCAUCCUUGGCCCCAUUGGUUCCCCCACCAACUCUCUUGGUUCCUUACCCUGUCAUUGUUCCCCUCCCAGUCCCCAUCCCUAUUCCAAUCCCAAUUCCCUUCAGUCCCAAAGCUUCCAGGGACCAGCCUGAGAGAAGUGGCUCUGCCCGCAGUGCUAAAGAGUCCUCCGAAGCUUCAGCUUCUGGACCCCACUCUCCAGGUACCUCUGGAGGUGACGGAGGUGAGCAGAAAGUGGAGCCAUCUGGUACAGAGUGUCUCUCUCCUGUACACUCAGAGAGAAGCAGGAUGGCGUUGGUGGACUUGACUGUGAAGGCAGAGGAGAGUUCGGGCAACCUAGGCCUAACCAGCGGCCCCGGACCGAUGGAGGGAGUGAUUGAUCUAACCGUGGGCCAUAGGUCAUGCCAACAGCAGGUAAUUCAGAGGAUGCUACCUGGGGUCCAGGUCAAAGUAGAGGCUGAGGCUGAAUCCAGAUCUCCUCCAGCUGCUGGACUGGAGAGGGAAGGGAAAGGUAGUCAUGAUGGGGGUGAAGGGGCCCUCUCACAGGGCCUCCUCAGUGCUACAGAGCUGGAAGGGGCCUCACUCCCAAGCACACUGGAAUCAUCAGGCCCACCCUCCAGCAGCAGUAGCCCCUCUUGCAAUGCCGAUCCUCCAGUAAACCAGCUAAAUCCCUGUGUCUCCAACAUUGCCCCACCUACUUUACCCAGCACAGCACGGACCCAGCCCCAACUCCUGCCCCAGCUCCAAGCUAGCCCUGCUGCCCCGUGCAAUGUCAUAGUCAAUGGUACGGGAUGGCAUUCCCUUCUCACCUCUGCCUUUGAGUCUUGCCCUGACCGAAGAGGAGAGAACGUUGCAGGAGAAGGAGAAGCAGAGGAGCAGCCAGCCAAUGGUGAGCUGGAGCGUGAGGCACUGAAAGAGAACAAUUGCUCGGUUGGAGACUGGGAGCCGGGGAAGCGGGGCCCAGUGCAAGAUGAGAUGGCGGACACAGUGGAGGGUAAGCCAGACCCUGACUCCAAUUUGGAGGAGGGUGAGCACGCCUAUGCCCUGCCACUGCUGUCUACCGGAGGCUGUGUGGUCAUCCAGCCUGUGCCAAAGCCCGGCGCUGACAAGACGGCCAUCCUAUCCUGCUCCAUCAGUGCCCCCUUAUCAGCAGCCGGGAGCCCCGAGCUGGAGCCGCCGCUGAAGAGGAGGUGUCUGCGAAUCCGCAAUCAAAACAAAUGAGAUGGACGCUCUGAGGACCACAGUGCCAUCAGUGACACUUACUUGUCCACCCCCCCACCUCCAAAUCCCACCCCUCCCAAACACACCACCGCACACACGCACACACAAACAGUUUUCUCGUCCUCACUCAUCGUCCAGUCUACCAGCACCACAAAUCGCCUUCGACGACUGA
Messenger RNA from Chelmon rostratus (copperband butterflyfish), 2929 nucleotides. RefSeq names its product sine oculis binding protein homolog (Drosophila) a (gene sobpa). The record is from RefSeq and is a predicted model, not a curated record. Gene Ontology annotation, cellular component: nucleus. Gene Ontology annotation, biological process: animal organ development. The coding region runs from base 1 to 2757 and encodes 918 amino acids. NCBI's taxonomy places the organism in Eukaryota, Metazoa, Chordata, Actinopteri, Chaetodontiformes, Chaetodontidae. The transcript is spliced from 8 exons.